Messenger RNA from Syzygium oleosum, 2485 nucleotides. Its product is annotated as NAC domain-containing protein 76-like. Gene Ontology annotation, molecular function: DNA binding. The transcript has 5 exons. The record is from RefSeq and is a predicted model, not a curated record. Gene Ontology annotation, biological process: regulation of DNA-templated transcription. Bases 927 to 2051 code for a protein of 374 amino acids. Lineage: Eukaryota; Viridiplantae; Streptophyta; Magnoliopsida; Myrtales; Myrtaceae.
UUUUUCUUGCUAAAUGUGGAAAUGUUGUCCCGGUGUGGCGAUCGUCGGCUGAGAGGGUUUUCGAAUUGAUGGCUAUGAGGGUAGAAUUUAGAAGGUGGGUGUUGGGCUGAUAGCUGUAGGACUGCUAGUAUUAUGCCGGAUUAGGUACUUAUGAGGGUCGCUGUUUCUUACUGCUUCAGAUGAAGAGCGUGAGUUGAGCCAUCAGGCGAGAAAAUUCUUGGGGAUCUUGGAUAUUUCUGUAAUGGGUAUUGGGGUUAUGCUUUUCUUUUGAUCAGCGUAUUUUCUUUUUGUAUUGAUCGUGAGUGUUUUGCGGUUGAGCCCAACAAAGCGAGAAGAUUCGCGUACCCGAGCCCACUUUGUGCGUGUAAAAGCUUGGCUCCUUGUUGUUAUGAACGUUUUAUGAUUGCUGUGUUCGCGAUGUUACGAACACGACAGAUUGGUGAGGUUUGCUGGAAUGUGAUUAUCUAAAUGCUUGAUUUCAUGCUUAUGUAACUUUUGUCUAUCCAUGCUGCGUCAUCUGGGACCUUUAGUUUUGACCUGUAAUUGUCCACUUCUUCGUUCCAUCUGUUGAAAUAACUUCUAUGCAACUUACUUGAAAUGGAUGCAAGGAGAAUUACAUUUAGAGUUAUGUGGAUACAACUGAAUGAUAGGGAUUUCUCAAAGGUGGUUAUAACUAUCAGAAAGUAACCAGAUGUGCUUAGUCAUCCCCAUCGUACUUGUGAAGUUCCAAUUGCAGCUUUUACUUUGCAAAAUUUCAAGUAUCCAUGCUUUGCCUUGUUACACUACUUUGUCAAUUAAAUAAUUUCCCCUAACCUUUUUUCUCCUGGGACAUUGCCUUUACUUUUCUUCUGCUCUUUUCCAGAUUGAAAAUCAUCUUGGUCGUGGGGCAUUUUCUCAAGAGACAAAAUUAAAUUGAAGUCAAGAUCAUGUGUCCUCCGGCAGUUGAACCUUUGGCUGAUAUCAAAUAUGGUUGUUCUGAUGAGGUGCUGUUCAUGUUGUUGGAGUUGAUUAUAUAUGGACAUUCACUUCCUGGGAACGUAAUCACUGAAUUAAAUCCCUACUGCUAUCGGCCUGAAAAUUUACCAGAUGGUAUGUGGUACUUGACAUGUUCGGAGGACAGUAAAGUUACAGAGCAUGGAAUCUGGAAGCCCAAAGGGGAUCCCCUUAGGGUACCUUUAAAUUCCUCCAUUAGCGGCUGGAAAACAACUCUCGAAUUCUGUGAGCUACGCGCUUCGGAGUUUUCUAAAACCGAUUGGAUAAUGCAGGAGUACAAAAUAACAAGGAAUGGGUCAAAUUGUGAAACCAGGGCAAAGGGAGCCAAUUCACUUUGCAAAGUUUUCCGAGAACAUGUAUACCUAGUUGACCAGAAUGCCCAAACAUUUGAUGGUUCUGACAUUUCUAGACGAAGCAACAACCUGUCAACUGCUUCGCUUACCAUUACCUCCAGGAGCAAUACUGAAAAAGGAUCCACAAGCAACCACCAGGUCGUGGCAGCAGAUGUUCCUCAGAACCAUCCUAUGGAAGAUCUGCAUGCAAAUGUUGAUGUCGUGGAUGACUUCUUGGAGCUGCGGGAUCUUGAUAUUCCUCAGUCACCUUGCUCUAGUUCAGACAAUUCUAGUUGCAUGACCAUGUCAUCAGAUGCAUGUUUUGAUGCAUUGGCCCUUUUGCAAGACAUUGAGGCUGAACAGCUCCAAGAGGCGGAGCAGAAGGAUGCGCAUGCGAAGUUAAGUGUAUCAACUGUUAAACCAUCCAAUGUGGUUACACAUGAAGUGACUUCAGGAUCAUUUACUAGUCAUGAACGGGAAGACAUCCCCAAAACUGGUUCCUCUCUGCUCGAUACAGCUUCAGCUAUAAGAAGUAAAGCAGUGGAUGGAAGGAAUCCGAAGCAUGUAGUUGGCGAUGGGAAAAGCCAAUCUGGUUGCGAAAAUGUUGCAUCCCGUGCAUCAACAAGUGAAAAUACUUCAGCCUCGGAAAGGAGGAGAAGGAAGUCUCAAAAGAAAACCAAGAUGUUGAAGAAGUUGUGCUUCAUACCAUUUCAGUUCCUGUGCUGAUCCUUAGCCCUUUAGAGUUUUCUUUUCCUGCCAUUUAAUCGUAUAUCCGAGAGCACAGCGCUCUCCAUAUGAUUAUGAUUGGAGCGGAAGCAAUAUCCAGGGAUAGGUAUACAAAAUGUUCUUUAUGCUGAUCUGAGAUGUUCGAUUGAUUUGAGAGGUUAGGCUACAUAGGGAAGAGGAUACAACCUGAUUGAUGGCCACAAGGUUAGGGUACAUAGGGAAGAGGAUAGAGUCUGAGAUGUAAUGUAUGUGUGAAUGAUGGAAAUCAGUUAUUUCCACUUACUUGUACUUAGUUUACCAUUGUCAAUUACAAAUAUUACUAGGAUUGGUCUGUGUUUAUUGUACUGAAAGGUCGUGUAUUGAGGUCGAAAGGAAGUAGGAAACGUCAAUUUGCAAAACAUCAUCGGCAAUUUUUAACAUGGUAUCUUCUAUUU